This is a messenger RNA of Pelodiscus sinensis (Chinese soft-shelled turtle), 1343 nucleotides long. The record is from RefSeq and is a predicted model, not a curated record. NCBI's taxonomy places the organism in Eukaryota, Metazoa, Chordata, Testudines, Trionychidae.
AUGAGGAAAAGAGUAUCCUCUUAUAAAGAGUUUAUGAUCCAAGUGAAGCAUGGGACUCCCUUUACAGCUCUAGCAAGGAAACUUGUUGUUGCUGCAGGACCAUGGGAACGGAUAUGUGCUGGGAAUCCUAACAAUGCAUUAAGGGGCUGUGACAAACUUGGCUGUGGACAUUAUAAUGCUUCAAGAGAUAGACAUGUAAGGCACAAAGGGGUGGACGUCGUAUGCAGCGAUGGAUCAACAGUGUAUGCUCCUUUCAGCGUCAUGAUUGACAGACGAGUUAACCCCUUCAGCCCUGGAAAGAAUAAACCCAUUAAUAAUGGCAUCCAACUUCGUGGUUCUGGUUUCUGCAUCCAAAUGUUGUUCUUCAGGCCUGUUAAAUACAGAGGUCGGAUUUUCAAGAGACAAAAAAUUGGAGUUCUGCUGCCAAUGCAAAGCGUUUAUCCUGGUAUAACAUCUCUUGUUCAUGUCCAGAACUGUGACCGCUCUGAUCCCACCUACCAGUUACAACCGACCUCAAAAGAGAUAAAAAAGAAAGACCACACUGCAAAAGAAUGGAGCAUGUUUCUUUCUUACUCCCAUAACUAUAUAGACUUGAAGAACAAUCUCCUUCAUGCUCCUAGUAAACAAGAAUGUAAUUACAUAGACUUGAAGAACAAUUUCUUUCAUGCUCCUAGUAAACAAGAAUUUGCUGCAGGACCAUGGGGAAUGAUAUGUGCUGGGAAUCCAAAGAACAAACCAAGGCGCUGUGACAGGCUAGGCUGUGGACAUUAUGGAGCUCCAAGACUUGGAGGAAGAAAGCACCGUGGUGUGGAUGUAAUUUGCAGAGAUGGAUCAACGGUAUAUGCACCCUUCAGUGGCACAAUUGGGGGACAAGUUAAACCCUACAGAAAGAAUAAUGCCAUUAAUAAUGGUCUUCUCCUCCGAGGAUCAGGUUUCUGCAUCCAUAUUUUCUACAUCAGGCCAGUUAAAUACAGAGGUCGGAUCAGGAAGGGACAAAAAAUUGGAGUAAUGCUCCCAAUGCAAAGAGUAUAUCGUGGUAUAACCUCUCAUGUUCACGUUCAGAAUUGUAACCUCUCCGAUCCCACUCGCAAUUUAUAAACGGAAAGGUAUAAAAUCCCAGUUAAAAAAAUUACGCAUGCAAACAAAAGCAAGCUUCUGCCACUUCACCUCAAAUAGGCUAGAUUAAAAAAAAAUGUAGUCCCUGGGAAAUGAAAAGAGGUUUUACACAUACAGCAACACAGAAAUGCAUGUGUCAGUCACUGUAUCUAAAUGCCUCACUAUCAGAUCAGCAUCCUGGAGCUUAUUUACCAAGACAUUGUAAUCUCAUGCGCCGCAAUAAACCA